GCCGGAAGCGGAAACAGCCCGGCGCCGUCAUCGUAGCUGUAACUGCCAACGAGAUGCCGAAGGGGCCCAAGCAGCAGCCGCCGGAGCCCGAGUGGAUCGGGGACGGAGAGAGCACGGGCCCUGCAGACAAAGUGGUGAAGAAAGGAAAAAAGGACAAGAAGACCAAAAAGACGUUCUUUGAAGAGCUGGCAGUAGAAGAUAAACAGGCUGAGGAAGAAGAGAGAGUGCUUAAGGAGAAAGAACAGCAGCAGCAACAGCAGCAGCAACAAAAAAAGAAGCGAGAUACCCGAAAAGGCAGGAGAAAGAAGGAUGUGGAUGAUGAUGGAGAGGAGAAAGAGCUCAUGGAGCGUCUUAAGAAGCUUUCCGUGCCAGCCAGUGAUGAGGAAGAUGAGAUACCUGCCCCAGUGCCACAAAGAGGGAAGAAGAACAAGGUUGGUAAUGUUUUUGCAGCACUGAUUCAGGAUCAGAGUGAAGAGGAGGAAGAGGAGGAGGCAGUGGCAGAAAAACAUCCUUCUAAACCUGCCAAACCAGAGAAGAAUCGGAUCAAUAAGGCUGUGUCAGAGGAACAACAGCCUGGGGCCAAGGGCAAAAAGGGAAAAGAAGAGAAGUCAAAGGGGAAGACCAAGUCUCAAAAUAAAUUUGCUACUCUGGACCCUGAAGAGGAGGAUGAAGAAGAAAUAACAAAAGAAAAUGAUUCAUUCAACCAAGGGAAUGAGAAGGCCAAGAAAGGAGUACAGGGUUCAGAGGAAGAAGAGGAAGAGGGAGAGUCUAAAGCUGAUGAUCCUUAUGCUCAUCUUAGCAAAAAGGAGAAGAAAAAGCUAAAGAAACAGAUGGAUUAUGAGCGCCAAGUGGCUUCAUUAAAAGCAGCCAAUGCUGCUGAGAAUGACUUUUCUGUGUCACAAGCAGAGGUGUCCUCCCGCCAGGCCAUGUUAGAAAAUGCAUCGGACAUCAAGUUGGAGAAGUUCAGCAUCUCAGCCCAUGGCAAGGAAUUAUUUGUCAACGCAGAUCUCUACAUUGUAGCUGGCCGCCGCUAUGGACUAGUGGGGCCCAAUGGCAAGGGCAAGACCACUCUCCUCAAGCACAUUGCCAACCGGGCCUUGAGCAUCCCUCCCAACAUUGAUGUGUUGCUGUGUGAGCAGGAGGUGGUAGCAGAUGAGACACCUGCAGUUCAGGCCGUUCUUCGAGCUGACACUAAGCGGUUGAAGCUGCUGGAAGAGGAGCGUCGACUACAGGGACAAUUGGAGCAGGGGGAUGACAUGGCUGCUGAGAGACUAGAGAAGGUAUAUGAGGAAUUAAGGGCUACUGGAGCAGCAGCUGCAGAGGCUAAAGCUCGACGAAUCCUGGCUGGUCUGGGCUUUGACCCUGAAAUGCAGAAUCGGCCCACACAGAAAUUUUCAGGGGGCUGGCGCAUGCGUGUCUCCCUUGCCAGGGCACUGUUCAUGGAACCCACAUUGCUGAUGUUGGAUGAGCCCACUAACCACCUGGAUCUCAAUGCUGUCAUCUGGCUUAAUAACUACCUCCAGGGCUGGCGGAAGACUUUACUUAUCGUCUCCCAUGACCAGGGCUUUUUGGAUGAUGUCUGUACAGAUAUUAUUCAUCUUGAUGCCCAGAGGCUUCAUUACUACAGAGGCAAUUACAUGACUUUCAAGAAGAUGUAUCAGCAGAAGCAGAAAGAACUGCUUAAGCAAUAUGAGAAGCAAGAGAAGAAACUAAAGGAGCUCAAGGCAGGUGGCAAGUCCACCAAGCAGGCAGAAAAGCAAACAAAGGAGGCCCUGACAAGGAAACAGCAGAAAUGCCGACGGAAAAACCAAGAUGAGGAAUCGCAGGAAGCCCCUGAGCUCUUGAAACGCCCGAAAGAGUACACUGUGCGCUUCACAUUCCCCAACCCUCCACCUCUCAGCCCUCCUGUGCUGGGCCUUCAUUGUGUGACAUUUGGCUACGAGGGGCAGAAAUCACUCUUUAAGAAUCUGGAUUUUGGCAUCGAUAUGGACUCAAGGAUUUGUAUUGUGGGACCUAAUGGAGUGGGGAAGAGCACAUUGCUGUUGCUGCUGACAGGCAAGCUGACACCAACUCGUGGGGAAAUGAGAAAGAACCAUCGACUGAAAAUUGGCUUCUUCAACCAGCAAUAUGCGGAGCAGCUGCGCAUGGAGGAGACACCCACUGAGUACCUGCAGCGGUGCUUCAACCUACCCUACCAGGAUGCUCGGAAAUGUCUGGGCCGCUUUGGCCUUGAGAGUCAUGCCCAUACCAUCCAGAUCUGCAAACUUUCUGGUGGUCAGAAAGCACGAGUUGUGUUUGCAGAGUUGGCCUGUAGGGAGCCUGAUGUCCUCAUAUUGGAUGAGCCCACCAAUAACUUGGAUAUUGAGUCUAUUGAUGCUCUGGGGGAGGCUAUCAAUGAAUACAAGGGUGCUGUGAUUGUUGUCAGCCAUGAUGCCAGACUCAUCACUGAAACUAACUGCCAGCUGUGGGUGGUGGAGGAGCAAAGUGUCAGUCAAAUUGAUGGUGAUUUUGAGGACUACAAACGUGAGGUGUUGGAGGCCCUGGGAGAAGUCAUAGUCAACCGGCCACGAGAGUGAACUUUCCUUUCUGGAAGUUUCAUAGAAGAUGACUUCGUGUGGCCUAGAAGUUCUUUGUGUCUCCCUCUCUUCACGUGCAAGUUGCCUCUGAUCUACGACUGACACAGCCACUACUUGGGCAUGUGAAGGUGGAACAAGGUUUUAUGAUGACUAGGAUGCCAGUUUAAUGUGUCCUUUUUUCUGAAAGACUGUUAACUUCCUUCAGAAAAUUGAGCUGGCCUUGUCUUUAAUAACACCUUUAUGCAAGCAGAGAUGAUAGUAAUUAUGGGGUACAUUUGGUCAUGCUUAUGUGACUAACUGUUUUGAGACUCAGCUUACUCAGAAACCUGCCUCUGGUCCACCUGUAAGCUGUCAGUGUGCUGCCUUCUGGUCUCUGAGUAGUGCUGUUCUUUUCUGGUGGAUUGAAUGCUGACUGACACAACUCCGAGCUAGAGGAGAGUUCCUUCAGUACCUGCAGUCUCAUCCAGUUCAGGACUUGGUGGGCAGGAAUGAAAUGCUGCUCAAUUUGAAUUUCCCUUUACAAGGGGAAGAAAUAAAGGAAUUACUGCCUCCAUGUCCUUUCUGGAGAUACAUAA
Suncus etruscus (white-toothed pygmy shrew) is the source of this 3151-nucleotide messenger RNA. It is a transcript of the gene ABCF1, whose product is annotated as ATP binding cassette subfamily F member 1. Lineage: Eukaryota; Metazoa; Chordata; Mammalia; Eulipotyphla; Soricidae. The record is from RefSeq and is a predicted model, not a curated record. Bases 54 to 2576 code for a protein of 840 amino acids. The transcript is spliced from 25 exons. Gene Ontology annotation, molecular function: ATP binding; ATP hydrolysis activity.